Molecule: messenger RNA, 2514 nt
Organism: Astrephomene gubernaculifera
Lineage: Eukaryota; Viridiplantae; Chlorophyta; Chlorophyceae; Chlamydomonadales; Astrephomenaceae
Source: the annotation of a GenBank genome assembly
GCCUGAACCAUGCGCCUGUGUUUAAAGGCGGCUUCGCACUUGUAUCGCAAAUCGUCUUCGGGCUUUUAGUUGAAUCCGUUUUCGCCGUGCCUUCUAUCAACAACUGAGAGACACCUUCAUCUUUAUUCUUAAACUGCCUUGAGGGAAUGUCCGCCUGGGUGCCGCCACCGGGCACCUGGGCGGUCCAACCUUGCGAUGUCGCCUUGCUAGGAAACGCCGAGGAGCCGAACGCCUCUUUAUUCUCCAAGUGUUCGCCACUUCUAGCGUUGCCGCAAGCUGCGGCAAGCAAAGAACCCAAUCGGUUGCUUCAACUUGACUUAUAUCAUGCGCACACGCUAGUGUCAGUUCCCUCAACACAAGGUCUUUCAGGCUCCCGUACUCCACCUUCGCAAGAAAGAAACAGCUCGCGUUACACCGUUGAUGUGGUGGCAUUCGCGGGCGGACCGGUGUGGUGCGCGGACUUCUGCCCGCCCCCGCGAGGAGUUCCCCCAAUCUCCUUAGUAUCGGCAACAGCGCCAGCUGUCUCUGCGGCAACUGCGGCAGAGGCGUUUGCGGCAGAUGACAGUGGGUCCAAAGCGGGCAAUGCCGAUGAGGAGUAUGUUGCAGUUGGAGUGCAUCCGCCUGACAGCGCUACCAACCUGACCAACACGGCUCUUAACGGGCCGGGAGCGGUGACGCUUUGGGCGCUGCCGCACGGGGCCGCCUCAGCAGCAUGUCCCAAGGGCCUACCCCGCUGCGUACUCGUCCUCGCGCACAACGGUCGAGUGGCGUGGGAUGUGCGCUGGUGCCCCAGCCCCGGCUGCAUCUGGCCGCAACAGCAGCAGCAGCUCGACCCUAGCACCCAUACCCAUACCCGCAGCAGCGGCGGUAGGAGCAGUGGCCACAGUAACAACCGCGACGCAGCUGCUGGACCGGAGGGCGGUAGUGACCAAGGUAAUGCAGCAGCGGCAGCAGCAACUGCUCCCAUCAGUCUUCCGGUGCUGGGGCUGCUGGCGAUGGUGCUGGGGGACGGCUCGGUGGUGGUGUCGGCGGUGCCGGACCCGGCGGCCCUCCGCACGCAGGCGGCUCAGCGCACCCACGCCAGCGGUGCGGCCGGCAGCGGAGGCGCUGCUGCUGCUGGUGCGGGUGGCAGCGGCCAGCAGCCCUGUGCAGCCGCUCGCGAGGAGGAGGAGGGCAGAGACGACCAUGGAGCGCCCAUGGAGGGUACGGGAAAGGAGGGCGCAGCGGAGGGAUCGCCGGCAUCGCCACCCGGGACGCCGCCGCCACCGCUGCUGCACGGCACUGCUCCGGGCCCCCCUCCGCCUGUCGUACAGCUGCUGCGCCCUGCGGAGGUGCUGACGCGGGAGCGGUUGGGCGGGUCGCUGGCGUCCUGCUGCGACUGGCACACGCCUGACCCGCGGGUCGGUCCUCCGCAGCUGCUUGUGGGGUGCUGGGACGGAAGCGUGGCGCUGUGGAGGCUACCGCGCGGAGUGGCUGCUGGGGGUGGAGGUGGUGGUGGAGGUGGUGCGGCAGCUGGGCUGGAGCGCACACAGCUGCUCUUCCACAUCCCGGCCGACGUGCUGCCGCUGCAGCGGGUGCUGUCCAACCCCGUGUGGGACACGGACUUUCCCGAGGAGCAGGAGGAGGAGGAGGAGCGGCAGGGCGGGGCAGUGGAGGUGAAGGAGGAGCAGGGGCAGCAACAGCAGCAGGGGCGAGGGCGGCAGUCCCAGCAGCAGCCGCAGCAGCAGUCACAGUCGCAUGGAGGCGCAGGAGGAGGAGGUGAAAGAGGCGGUAGCAAGGCGGCGCAGUCUGCAGCUGCCGCGGUGGGCUGCGGUCUGGGCGGGCGGUCGGGAGCGGCAGGUGGACCCGCGGGUCACUUGUUUGUCACGGCGGGUUACACGGGGCGCAUCAAGCUGUGGGAUGACAGGGACGUGUCCGCCCCCCUCCUGGACCGCAUCCUGCACCGCUCUUACGCGCACGACGCCGCCUGGUGCCGCCGGCCCGCCGCUCUGGCCCUGGCGCAGGACGAUGGGGGGCUGCGGGCGGCGCUGCUGGAUGCGGCGGCGUGCCUGACUGGGGACGACGGCAGCGCGGUGGGGGGCGUGGCGUUCAAAGAGGCUCGCAUCGGCUGCCUGUGGUCGGUGUGCUACAGCCCGGCGCUGCACCUGCUGCUGUACGGCGGGGAGGACGGAGUGGGUGCGGCCAUGGCGUGGGAGGCGCAGGCGGACAUGCGGUACCGCCGGCCGCACGUGCCGCUGGGGGGGCUGGUCAGGGACGGCCCCCACCUGCGGCUGCUGCUUCCCUCCGAGGUUGGCGGCCUGCAGCUGUUCUACCCGGGGGGCCUGCACUGGCGGGCCAGGGAGGCACACGUGCAGCAGCACCGCCCGUACAACGUCAUACCGGAUGUACGGCAGCAGCUGUACGUUAUCAGGGCCGGGUACGGCACACCCGCCGAUGUACGGCAGCGGCGACAGCAGUGGCUGGGCGUGAUGGAGCAGCGGCAACAGCGGCAGCAGCAGGGGAGGGACAGGAGGA